Molecule: messenger RNA, 2348 nt
Organism: Trematomus bernacchii (emerald rockcod)
Lineage: Eukaryota; Metazoa; Chordata; Actinopteri; Perciformes; Nototheniidae
Product: cyclin-K-like
Exons: 10
Coding region: 625-1839 (404 amino acids)
Biological process (GO): regulation of transcription by RNA polymerase II; positive regulation of DNA-templated transcription, elongation
Cellular component (GO): cyclin/CDK positive transcription elongation factor complex; nucleus
Molecular function (GO): cyclin-dependent protein serine/threonine kinase activator activity
Source: RefSeq, a predicted model, not a curated record
GGUCUUUGUUUGGAUGGAUUGGUUCGCUUGCAUCAGAACUAAACCCACAAAGGAAUAAGGUCGGAUAUUCAACUUUUUAUACAACAAUGGGAUUUCUCUGGUAGACAUUUCACAGGUGUUUACUACUGUCAUUAUUGUGUAAAGGCAGCAGCCAUUAGGUUCAACACAGUGGGUCGUGUUAUGAGUAAUAGGUUCGGUACUUCCAUUGCCGGACAGUAGAUGUGUUAACAGCAGCUUCUAGCAUCUGUCGUCCGCCAACUGGCCAUAGCUGUGGCUAGCAGGUUAGAUGCUGUUUUCUCUCACACAAUUACACGAAGAAUAUUCAAUCCGAGCCUGAAGUCCUGCAGUGAGCGGGACCGAAAGGAUCUGUCCACCCUGGACCUCUUCACGCCCCUGUUAUUCUGGGACAGGAAGGACCCGGCCACCCUGGAACACAUCAAACCAUGCUGGUACUGGGACAAGAAGGACUUGGCCCACACCCCGUCCCAGUCCGACGGGCUGGACCCUGCCACUGAGGCCGGGUACCGCAGAGAGGGGGCUCGCUUCAUCUUUGAUGUGGGCACACGGCUCGGACUGCACUAUGACACACUGGCUACCGGGAUUGUUUACUUCCACCGCUUCUACAUGUUCCACUCCUUCAAGCAGUUUCCUAGAUAUGUGACAGGAGGAUGCUGUCUUUUCCUGGCGGGCAAAGUGGAGGAAACUCCAAAGAAGUGCAAAGACAUCAUCAAGACCGCUCGCAGCCUGCUAAAUGACAUCCAGUUUGCACAGUUUGGAGAUGAUCCCAAGGAGGAGGUGAUGGUGUUGGAGCGCAUUCUGCUGCAGACCAUCAAGUUCGACCUGCAGGUGGAGCACCCCUACCAGUUCCUGCUGCGCUAUGCCAAGCAGCUGAAAGGGGACAAAAACAAGGUGCAGAAGCUGGUUCAGAUGGCCUGGACCUUUGUGAACGACAGCCUGUGCACCAUGGUGGCCCUGCAGUGGGAGCCGCAGAUCAUCGCCGUGGCCGUUAUGUAUCUGGCUGGACGCCUCUCUAAGUUUGACAUCCAGGACUGGACUUCCAAGCAGUUGUCCCGGCGCUGGUGGGAGCAAUUUGUCCACGAUGUGCCUGUUGAGGUGCUUGAAGAUAUCUGUCACCAGAUCCUGGACCUGUAUUCUCAGGCCAAGCAGAAGAUUCCGGAUGGAGGGAUAGGGACAGCUGGAACCCCCCCCCAGCUUUCCCUCCUAUCCCCCCCUGCCCCACCGCAGGCCAAGAAGGCCUCCCCUCAGACCAGCCCCCGAUUACCAAGACCAGCCCAGCCCUCGCCAAAAGAUGACAGCAAGCCCAGCCAGCUGUCAAAUCUAGAACCUCCUCCACCUCCGCCCCCCCCGCCUCCUCCAGUCUCCAUAAACCCAGACCAUAAACCCCCUUCCUCCUAUCCACCAGCCUCAGAUCUCUCAUCCAGACCACCCCCCCCACCUUUACCCCAUUGCCCACCUCCACCACCUCCUCCUCCCAUGGACCUCCCCACCUCCAGCUCCCUGGUGUCCAGUGAAGGCUAUCAGAAGCUCCAGUCCAUGAUGAGGACAGAGGCCUCCUGUUACACCACUGCCCCCCCGGCCUGUGCUCCACCACUGGGCUUCCACCACUUCCCCCCUGGCACCACCCCCUUCCACACCCCCCCACUCUCAGCCUAUAGCUACCUGCUGGCUCCUCCUCCCUCAGUCAUUGGGAUGGCACCUAUUUUAAAUAGUGGGUACCCCCCCCCACCAACAACUGCUGGACACAAUCAGCUAGCCCCCCGGCUGCCUCCUGGGAUGCCCCCAGUCAGUGGGCUGAGUCGGGGUACAUGGAUGAGAUGAGGAUCACUCCCUGUAAAGGCAGCUUGAGUGAUAUGAAUGCUCUGUGUUAAAGGAGACAUGGAGGAUUGUCAAAUACAUGUUGCUUUAGCUCUCUUUUUUGCACAUUCUGUCAUUCCAUUCUGUCAUGUUUUAAUGUAGACAGUUUACACAUCUGUUUUAUCUUCUAAAAUGUAUAUUCGCCUGGUGUCCUAUUGACAUAUUUUGGAUGUUCAAUAGCACAAGACUUUCACGGUUAUCUUUUCAUACGCCUAAUUAAGAGAACGCAGUACUGUAACCACAGCUUUCCCCCCUCUGUUCUGUCUGUAAACGGCUUUGCAUUUAACAACUGCCAAUUCAAACAGAUUAGUUUGCUUUGUCAAAUAUCUUUCAACUGGUAUAUGAUGAAAAGGAAACUCUGGAAAAGAUCAUUUUUGUAAGUGCCUAUGUUGUGAAUACAUAGGCACACUUUUUCGAAAAUACUUCUAUUUAUUAAACUUAUUUUUUGUUCAUAAUAAAAACCUCAAAAACCA